This is a messenger RNA of Lotus japonicus, 1901 nucleotides long. RefSeq names its product aspartyl protease family protein 1. Gene Ontology annotation, molecular function: aspartic-type endopeptidase activity. The transcript is spliced from 10 exons. NCBI's taxonomy places the organism in Eukaryota, Viridiplantae, Streptophyta, Magnoliopsida, Fabales, Fabaceae. The coding region runs from base 130 to 1686 and encodes 518 amino acids. Gene Ontology annotation, biological process: proteolysis. The record is from RefSeq and is a predicted model, not a curated record.
AAUUACAACUACUCAUGUUUUUCAAAUUGAGGACUUUCAUUGACUCUUGCAUUUCUUCCACACGCAGAAGCAGAGACCAGAGAUAGAUAACUUCAACUCAUCACAUAGCUAGCUAUCUAGCUUCAACUCAUGGCUUCAACUUGUAACUCCCACCACAGCCAUCGUUUUCUGCAUCUAUGGAUGGUGUUGUCUUUGUUGUUGAUGAUGAGUUUAGCUUCAAAUCCAUGCCACGCUCUCCAAUCCUUCGGUUUUGACAUCCACCACCGCUUCUCGGAACCAGUGAAGGGUAUUCUGGGUAUUGAUGAGGUGCCUGACAAGGGAACUCGCGAGUACUAUGUUGCUAUGGCCACCAGAGACCGUGUGUUCCGAGGGCGGCGCCUCGCCGGCGAUGACCAGACUCCGGUAACUUUUGUCCCCGGCAACGAGACGUAUCGGAUUGGCUCAUUUGGAUUUUUGCAUUUUGCCAAUGUUUCUGUUGGGACACCAGCAUCUUCAUUUCUUGUGGCAUUGGAUACUGGCAGUGACUUGUUCUGGUUACCUUGCAAUUGCACCAAAUGUGUCCGUGGUAUCAAGACCUCAGGACAGAGAAUUGAUUUUAAUAUCUAUGAUAUCCAAGAAUCAUCCACGAGCCAAAAUGUUUUGUGCAAUAGCAGCUUAUGUGAUUCUCAGAGACAAUGCUCUUCAUCUGCUGAGACUUGUCCAUAUCAAGUUAACUAUCUAUCUAAUGGCACUUCAACUACUGGGUUUUUGGUAGAAGAUGUCUUGCACUUGAUCACAGAUGAUGAUCACACAAAAGAUGCUGACACCAGAAUCACUUUCGGUUGUGGCCAAGUUCAGACUGGUGCAUUUUUGGAUGGAGCUGCUCCAAACGGUCUUUUUGGGCUAGGAAUGGGUAAUGUCUCUGUCCCAAGUGUCUUAGCCAAACAGGGCCUUACUUCAAAUUCAUUUUCAAUGUGUUUUGGACCUGAUGGUCUUGGAAGAAUCACUUUUGGGGACAAUAGCAGCAUGGACCAAGGAAAAACACCAUUUAACCUCAGGCCAUUGCACCCAACUUACAACAUCACCAUUACCCAAAUUAUUGUGGGAAAAAAUGUUGCUGAUGUUGAGUUCCAUGCAAUAUUUGACUCUGGUACCUCGUUUACAGCCCUAAGUGACCCGGCUUAUACACAGAUUACGCAGGGUUUUAAUUCAGCUGUUAAACUACAAAGGCAUUCAUCUUCUGAUUCUGAUGCUGAUCUUCCCUUUGAGUAUUGUUAUAACUUAAGUCCAAACCAGAAGAUUCAAGUUCCCAUUAAUCUUACUAUGAAAGGGGGAGACAAUUAUUUAGUCAUGGAUCCAAUAGUAACUGUUUCUGGUCAGGGUGUUAACUUGCUUUGUUUGGGAAUCGUGAAAAGUGAAAACGUGAAUAUCAUUGGACAGAACUUCAUGACUGGUUACCGCAUAGUCUUUGACCGUGAGAACAUGGUUCUGGGUUGGAAGGAAUCAAAUUGUUAUGAUGAUGAACUCACCAAUUUACCUAGUAACCGAUCUCAACCCCCUGCUGUUUCUCCUGCUAUGGCUGUGAACCCUGAAGUAACAUCAAACCAGUCUAAUGAACCUGAGAGGCCAUCCUCUGGUCACUCGUUUAAAAUAAAACCUGCUUUUGCAUUUACGACGGCAUUUCUGCUGCUUUUGGCCAUUUUUUGAGCAUAACUUUGGCUGUUGAGUUAUUCAAAUUAGUGUUAUAUUUUUUGCAGAACACACCAUAGAAGAAGCAUUAUUAUCACACAAUUUUUUAGUCUUAAUAGCGUUGAUUUUAUAGAGCUUGUAAGUAAUGUGAAAACAUGUCAGCAUAGUUGUAUACCACACAAUAGAUAUUUCCAUUCUUACAUGGUAAUAAUGUCAGUUGACUGAGUUCAUUU